Elaeis guineensis (African oil palm) is the source of this 1837-nucleotide messenger RNA. RefSeq lists its product as uncharacterized. Lineage: Eukaryota; Viridiplantae; Streptophyta; Magnoliopsida; Arecales; Arecaceae. The record is from RefSeq and is a predicted model, not a curated record. Gene Ontology annotation, molecular function: nucleic acid binding; zinc ion binding.
AUUUUACUCCUUCAGGCUUUCCUGGGUCGCCAUUUCCAUCGUGUCUAGGAGCUCCUCUUUCUCUCGCGGAUUGAAUCGCAUCGGAGAAGGAGAGGCAGAGGCUGAGAGAUGGGCAGCACGCGAACCAACUUCUACAAGAAUCCCUCCUUCGCCUACAACAAAGACUUGAGCCUGUCCUCCGUCCUCCAAAACCUCAGAGCAUACAAUGCCGCGACUGGAAACGCACCAUCCACCACCGCUACCAGCGGCGAACCAACUCCGGAAGAGAGUCCGGAGAACAAGAAGUAUGCCCCCUCUCAUUCACGGCAUCGGAAGCGGAAGCACGAAGGAAAGCGGCACCAGGAGGCAGCGAGUGCCGAGGAGCAAAGCCAGACGAGUUUCUCCCAUCAAGGCUACAUCGAGAAGAUAAGGAAAGAAAUAGGAACUUCUCGGUUUUCCCUUGAUACAUCUCCACGUUCAGUGGGGACUUCCAGCAGGAAUUGUGAGCCCGUUAUGAAUUGUAAAGGGGGUGAAAGAACUUCAUCUGAAGAAUGUGAAGAAAAACUGGAUGCAUCCAUUCCUGCUCAUGCAGAAGAGAGUAAUCGAGUUAAGGAGAGACAUGAACAACGCUUUCCUUUACCUGGAGAGCCAGCCUGUGUCUUAUGUGGACGUUAUGGAGAGUAUAUCUGUGAUAGGACUGGUGAUGAUAUCUGCAGCAUAGAUUGCAAAACUGAACUACUGGAACUCAAAGAUCUUCCCCUGGUUGAGAGAACAUUUAGUCACAAGGAAUUGCCAUGGCAAACUGGACCUGAAGAUGUGUUACAGAUGCCUGAGUUAGAGAAGGAUGCUUGGGAUGAGGACAGGCAUCAGUGGUCCUCUGAUGCCCAGAAGACGUUCAGUCUGUCUACAUAUAAAUGUUGGAGAUGUCAAAAGCCUGGCCACCUAGCGGAGGAUUGCUUGGUGAAAAUAGGUUCUUCCAAUCGAUGCAGCCAGGAACUGGUGUCGGAUUACAGAUUGAACCCAAUACCUAAAGACCUACGUGCCCUCUACAAAAGAUGCCAGCAAAUAGGAAAGAACUCAUCUAGUGCAACAUGCAAUACUUGUCAUGGCUCAUCAAGUUUGGCACUGUGCCUUGACUGUAACAUGGUCUUCUGCGAUAGUGCAGGUCAUUUGAAGGCACAUAUUUGUGCACACCCUUCUCAUCAAAGGUUUUACUCUUAUAAGCUUAAACGUUUGGUAAAAUGCUGCAAGUCGACUUGCAAUGUAACAGAAUUGAAGGAUCUUCUAGUUUGCCACUAUUGCCUUGAUAAGGCCUUUGACAAGUUCUACAAUAUGUAUACAGCCACAUGGAAUGGGACUGGACUUUCUGUCAUCUGGGGUUCCAUUUGUUGUGAUGACCAUUUCACUUGGCAUCGAAUGAACUGCUACGGUUCUGAUGUAGAAGGCAGUGCAUCUAUUAUCAAAAGCAAUAUGCAAAGAGAUCCAAGCGGCCAGCUCAGUGACUUCAUUUUCUGAUGAUUACUGUUGCCUACGGAUGGUAUUUGAAUUGACCCUGGGAAUGAUCUAAUGCAAUUUGGAAAAAAUCAGCAGAACCUUAGCGCUUUGUGUUGGUUACGAGCUCUCUUCCUUUUAUUACUUCUACAGAUUAAAUUGGAGGAAGAUGAGUCCGCUAGUGUUGAAUAACAGUGAGCAAUUUACUGUGUCCAGCAGGUGUCAUGUUAAAGUCCUUCUGUAAUAUGAGGCUUCCUGUUUUUCUAAUUUGUUUUUUUCUGAAUUUUUUUGUUUAAAACUAUGUUGUAUGCAUGAGACAUUAGUAUUUUCAUUGCUGAAAGAAGCUUCAUGGAAGAAGUUGCAAUAA